This is a messenger RNA of Amoebophrya sp. A25, 1533 nucleotides long. The record is from the annotation of a GenBank genome assembly. Lineage: Eukaryota; Dinophyceae; Syndiniales; Amoebophryaceae.
GGAUGGAGUUCACCUCGGUACGUAAUUAGGUGUGAUUAGGUACGCGAUUGGUUCAAUCAUUCAUUCUCACGCGCCAAAAUCGAUUUAGAAGUAAUUCCAAGACGCUUAAAUCAUUUAUUCUCACGCGCCAAAAUCGAUUUAGAAGUAAUUCCAAGACACUUAAAGAUGUCGCUGGUCCCCAUAGUAUUUCGCCUUGCCUUGUUGCUGCUGCUGUCUCAGCAAGUGUCACCUGUCAUUUCCGAAACCUCUGCUGGUACAAGUAGUCAAGCUACUAAUGGCGACAAAUCAGGAGGUGCUACGAAAGCACCUUCUUCGACGGAUGGUCUAGCUAGUACUACCGAAACAGUCUCUUUUUCCGUUGGUGCUGAUGGGUCUAUACAUGAUGGCGUGACUGGCGACGUCGUCCAGCCGAGUCUUAGACCUGUACAAGAGGAGCAGAAAACAUGGUGGCAAAAAAUGCAGGACUACUUUUCUGGGAAGAGGAAAAAGAAAGGCCCAUCAACUUUUUUAGCGCCGUUUCCGUACUUGGUCAAGUUCUUCUUUUUCUGGUGGUGCGCAUUAUUGCUUGGAGCGGUUUUCGUGAUCAUACUUGAUCACUUAUGGUUACAAUACAUAAGGAAACGCGGUGCUCCAGUAGAAUGGCUUUGCGAUUUCGUUGUAACCGGUGUAAAGCGGAGCGAUAUUUGGACGCAACUCGUAGACGUUCCAUUAUGGGAUGAUGACCUACAUCCGACACUGCAGCACAGUAGUCUGGUAGGGGAGAGGAAGAAGUUGGACCAGGUAGUACUACUGCAUUCACUACAUAUUCAAUAUCAUGUCACUUCUUUUUGUUUUUAGAAUUUGAUAGUAUAUCGCUCGGUCAUAUUGCUCUUCUUUAUAGAAGGUACAACGUGACUGAAGUGCCUCACAGCCACGUGGCCAUGUGGUAAAAGAGGGCACAUGACAUGACAUGUCAUGUCAUGUCAUGACAUCUCGCUGAACAAGAUACACAGGUCGACCACGUACCUAGACCAAAAUUGCAAAAGCAAUAGCCUCUAUCAUCCUCCCCCACAGCCCGGAAUCAUCAUCCGCUUAUGCGCAAAAGUAGGCGACUUCUCGGAGGACGAGAGGAGAGCUACGCUCAUCACCCGACGAGUCGUAGCAGUUGAGCCAAAUGUUAGUUUAACAAUGGAAACGGUGAGUGAACCUAGUGGUAACUUCACAUCACUCUCUAAAAUGCGGUUGAAAAUAGACUUGGAUGAUAAUCCUGUAGAAGAGGCUUCUGAUGAAGGAGAAAAGAAGAAAGUAGGUCAAAAUUCAGCUAAUACUACUACAAGCGGCGUCCGAGUCACGGUAUCCGGCAGUGGCGAGACGUACUCUAGAGUCCUAGCGUGGUGCUUUAAUCUAGCGAGUGCGCAGGAGCAAGGAGUACAAGAGUAUUUUGAUGGAUUGAAGGCUUGUUGUAUCAAAAAUAAAGAAUUACUGGGAAUUAGAAUGUGAUUAGCAAAUAUAACGAGGAGGCACUUUAUUUCAUUUAUGAAUGAUAGAUUAAGG